UUAAUAUGUUUUGAUUUGUCUAAUUAAUUAAAUUUCAAUCCAUGUGCAAGAUUUUUAAUAUUUAGUUUUUCUGUUCCUUUUUUGUUUUUGUUUACUCAGUGCAGGAGUUGCAUCUGAAAUCAUUUCAGACAUUUUCCCUUUGUUUUGAUUUGUCAAUAGUAUUUUUUUUGUCAUAAUUUUUAAUUAAGUGUUGCCAAUUAGUUAAAUUAUGGCUUCUAAUAAUUCAACUGUGAAGACUAAAAGACCUGCUGAUAGUGCAUUUAAGCAACAACGCCUUCCUGCUUGGCAACCAAUUUUGACUGCGGGAACUGUGUUGCCCACAUUUUUUGUAAUCGGCAUUACUUUCAUCCCAAUUGGUGUUGGUUUAUUGUAUUUCUCUGAAAAGGUAAAAGAGAAAACUGUUGAUUACACCUACUGCAAUGACACACGUACGAAUAUUCCAUGUGCAGAGAUCAUUGGAAAUAACUCUAAUACACCUUGCACUUGCAGUAUUGACUUUGAACUUACUGAUCCCUUUGAUGGCAUUGUUUACUUGUACUACGGUUUAUCAAAUUUUUAUCAAAACCAUAGGAGAUAUGUAAAAUCUCGUGAUGAUUUUCAAUUACUGGGAAAAUUAGGGAUUCCUUCAAGUGAUUGUGAUCCUUAUGCCUAUGCUAAUGGAAGGCCUAUUGCACCCUGUGGUGCUAUUGCAAACUCUCUUUUUAAUGAUACUUUGAAAAUAUAUUCCAAAGCACUUAAACAAGAACUUAAAUUAAACAAAACUGGCAUUGCUUGGAAAUCUGAUAAGGAAGUUAAAUUUAGAAACCCACCCGAUAAGGAUCUUAAGAGAGCAUUUGAGGGCUAUGAAAAACCUGUGAAUUGGAGAAAAAAUGUAUGGGAACUCGACACUACAGAUCCUAAUAAUAAUGGCUUUGAAAAUGAAGAUUUCAUUGUGUGGAUGAGAACAGCAGCAUUGCCAUCUUUUAGAAAAUUAUAUCGCAUUAUUGAUUCUCCUUUAUCUAAUGGUUUACCUGCUGGAAACUAUACACUAUUGGUUGAUUAUAACUAUGGUGUUACAGCAUUUGAAGGACGGAAAAGAAUGAUUUUAUCUACAACAUCAAUACUUGGAGGCAAGAAUCCAUUUCUGGGAAUAGCUUAUAUCGUAGUUGGUGGUAUUUGUCUGCUGCUAGGAAUAAUCUUUUUAUUUAUUCACAUAAAAUGUGGGAAAAGCACUAGUGAAGUUAUAAAUGUGAAUCCACUUACACCCUAUCAAUGAUUUAGAAAUGAGGUAAAACACAAUGGAAUGUAGACCUAACUUUUUAAUGUUGAAGUUUUAUCAAGUGCACUUAAUUACUAAAAUUAUCUAAUGUUAAAAAAUAUUAUUUUAGUGUUCUAUAUACAUAUGUAGAACAAGCAUUUUAAAUCCAUUCCUUUUUUUUUUUUUUUUUUU
Nezara viridula (southern green stink bug) is the source of this 1429-nucleotide messenger RNA. The record is from the annotation of a GenBank genome assembly. NCBI's taxonomy places the organism in Eukaryota, Metazoa, Arthropoda, Insecta, Hemiptera, Pentatomidae.